AUGGAGUUCGGCAGGAGCUCCAUUGGAUACCCAGACCGGCCAUUCAGCCCACGGAUGACGCACCAGAUGAUUCUCCCGUUCCUGGCCCAUCCUCGUCUUCACCUGGCCCAACAGAGCCUCCAUCCACUCCUGGGCCGUCUCCUAGUUCCGGAUCAUGAGCCCACGUCACCUGAUCCGCAUCCGGCCUCACCAGAGAAUCGCAGCAGCAGUCCUGUCCCAAGUUUUGCGUCCGCUGGUCCUCCAACUAGCCCGACCCAGCCGAAUCAACCCGCUCCAGCAGCUGUGCGCAAAAGUGACCGUGCCCGUUUUCGCCCAAAGCACCUGGCGAAUUUACAUCACUUCAUUUUCUAA
This is a messenger RNA of Linum trigynum, 351 nucleotides long. The record is from the annotation of a GenBank genome assembly. NCBI's taxonomy places the organism in Eukaryota, Viridiplantae, Streptophyta, Magnoliopsida, Malpighiales, Linaceae.